AUGGGGUUUGCAAAGGUAACCAUCCUUCUCCUAGCGAUGAUCGGCGUUUCGUGCGCCGUCGACAUGUCGAUCAUCUCGUACGACGAGAAACACCACAUCUCCGCCGUCGACGGCCGUAGCGACGCCGAGGUUGCGAAAAUCUACGACGAGUGGUUGGUGAAACACGGAAAGAAGACGCAGAACGGUCUUCUCGGCGAGGCUGAUCAGAGAUUCGAGAUCUUCAAAGAUAAUCUCCGUUUCGUCGACGAACACAAUACCAAAAACCUCAGUUACAAACUCGGUUUAACCCGGUUCGCUGAUUUAACCAACGACGAGUACCGAUCCAUGUACCUCGGUGCUAAACCGAGCAAGAGAGUCCUCAAGACCAGCGAUCGUUAUCUGCCGCGUAUUGGUGACGCGCUCCCUGAUUCCGUUGACUGGAGAAAAGAAGGUGCCGUCGCCGACGUUAAAGAUCAGGGAAGCUGCGGGAGUUGUUGGGCGUUUUCAACUAUUGGAGCCGUGGAAGGAAUAAACAAGAUUGUGACAGGAGACUUAAUCUCUCUGUCUGAACAAGAACUAGUCGAUUGUGACACAUCUUAUAACCAAGGUUGUAAUGGAGGUUUGAUGGACUAUGCGUUUGACUUUAUCAUCAAAAAUGGUGGUAUUGAUACCGAAUUGGAUUAUCCAUACAAAGCUGCUGAUGGUCGUUGUGAUCAGAACAGGAAAAACGCAAAGGUUGUCACCAUUGAUUCAUACGAGGAUGUGCCUGAGAACAACGAGGCUGCGCUUAAGAAAGCUUUAGCUCAUCAGCCCAUUAGUGUCGCCAUUGAAGCUGGUGGUCGCGCUUUCCAGCUCUAUUCUUCGGGUGUAUUUGAUGGACUCUGUGGGACAGACCUAGACCACGGAGUCGUAGCAGUCGGUUACGGAACGGAGAACGGUAAAGACUACUGGAUCGUGAGGAACUCAUGGGGAUCAAGCUGGGGAGAGAGCGGAUACAUAAAGAUGGAACGUAACAUCGCAGAGCCAACAGGGAAGUGUGGUAUCGCGGUCGAGGCCUCGUACCCGGUCAAGAAAGGCCAGAACCCGCCAAACCCUGGCCCGUCGCCUCCAUCUCCCAUCAAGCCACCGACUCAGUGUGACAAAUACUACUCCUGCCCUGAGAGCAACACUUGCUGUUGCCUCUUCAAGUACGGCAAGUACUGCUUCGGCUGGGGAUGUUGCCCGCUCGAAGCCGCUACUUGCUGCGACGAUAACUCUAGCUGCUGUCCUCAUGAUUACCCGGUUUGCGACACUCAAGGCGGAACAUGCUUGAUGAGCAAGAACAGUCCAUUCAGCGUUAAGGCUUUCAAGCGUACCCCAGCGAAACCGUUCUGGGCAAAGAGCAGAAAGAGCAUUGCUUAA
Molecule: messenger RNA, 1380 nt
Organism: Microthlaspi erraticum
Lineage: Eukaryota; Viridiplantae; Streptophyta; Magnoliopsida; Brassicales; Brassicaceae
Source: the annotation of a GenBank genome assembly